Molecule: messenger RNA, 894 nt
Organism: Klebsormidium nitens
Lineage: Eukaryota; Viridiplantae; Streptophyta; Klebsormidiophyceae; Klebsormidiales; Klebsormidiaceae
Source: the annotation of a GenBank genome assembly
AUGAAGUGGCUUGGACGGGCCAAGAAUUACGACUUGACGCCGGGGCUCGCCAGCAAUACGCCACCAACUGCCGCCACAAUCUGGCACUUAAAAGGCACUCAGGGGGGAGGAUUCCCUUCAUUUCACAGCAACUGCAAAACAGCAGACAUGGUCGACGUCGUUAACAGAAGGUGCUUCUGCCAGAGGGGGGUUCCAAGCUUUGGCCUCAAGGACGGCUUACCCACCCAUUGUGCGCAGUGUAAAACUGAGGCCAUGGAGGACGUCACGCACGCAAAAUGCCUUAAUGGUUGUGGAACAAUCGUACAGAAUCGCAACAAGGGUUAUUGUGUGCGGUGCUUUGUGUUCCUCUUCCCCGACGAGAAGGUCUCUCGGAAUUACAAGAUCAAAGAGAAGCACUUUGUCGACUACAUAAAGGCAGCAGAUAUCCUCCCAGACACGCCCCAGGUGACCUUCGACAAGAGGCUCCAGGGUGGGUGCUCGGCUCGUAGGCCAGACAUCUUCGUUGAUGUGUACACCCACACCGUGCACUCGGAGUGCGACGAGAACCAGCACUCCGUGGGCAGCUACUCCUGCGACAACAAAAGGCUCAUGGAGCUUUUUCAGGAUGCUGGCAAUAGGCCCCAAGUGCAGUUGCGAUUCAACCCUGACAGCUUCACAUCCGCAAGCGGCGUCAAGCACCCCAGCUGUUUCAAGUACAACAAGACAGGACUGCCCGUCAUCAGGAACCAGGCCAAAUGGGAAGCCAGAAUGAAAGUGUACCUUGAGCGGCUGACAUACCACCUUACGCACGUGCCUGACUGGGAAGUGACCGUUGAGCACCUGUUCUAUGAUGGUUUCGACUACCACGCAGAGGACAUGUCCGGCAAAGCUGGACGGAAGCGCAAGCGUACCUAG